CGAUAGAUACAGAGGUAAUGAGAGAGGGAAAGGAGUGAGUAUUAAGCAGGCGGCCCAUGUCGGUGCCACUACCUAACACAACAUGUCGGCUGCAGCCGCUUCUCAUACACAUCAUGCUCAACACAACCAGCAACAACAACACCAUCAUAAUCAUAACAAACAUCAUCGCCACCAGCAGCAUCCAGAACAAGAGCACGUCCAGUACCACUCCCGCCAGUACAACCCCAAAUAUCAUCAAAGCUCUCCAAACCUAACAACGUACAACCUUAGCCAAAAAGAAGCGCAAGACCGUCACCACCACCACCGCCACCACCACCAUCACGAUCACGACUACCACGACUACCACGACGACCAGGGCGACCACAAUUACGGCGACGACAACGACGACGACGAACGGUGUGGAGACGGCGGUGGCGGCGAUAGUCAAGGUUCCUCUUUAGCAGUCAACUCCAUCAUUACAUCGCUACCGGAAUCGUCUUCUUUACGAGACGGUGCUUCCAGUUCUUCAAACAGACUGCCCGUCGAUCAGCAUCAGCAUCAUCGUCACCUUCAACAACAACAGCAGCACCAAAAUCAUCAACAGGACCGUCGUUACUACGGACAAAAUACGGCAGAGGCUACCUCACCUCGACAGCACCACCGUUCCGGCAGUGGGGACAACUUCGAACUCCUGGACCACUACGGAGCACAGCAUAUUUUCGAUGCUAUCAAAAAUGGAUUAUUGGUUCCUGUUCAAGCUUUGGUCGAACAAGAAGGUCCAAGUAUAUUUUCAAUUCGGGACGAGAAAGGCCACACACCAGCUCACUGGGCUUGCCUUGGAGGACAUACCACCAUUCUUCGCUUCAUCAUAGAAUGCAAAGGGUUAAUAAAUGAGCCGAGUCAAAAUGAUCCUGGUGCACGGCCAAUUCACUGGGCUUGUGUGAAUGGGCACAUUGCUGUUGUGGACAUACUAGUGCAGGCAGGCGUCCCACUUGAUGUGAUGGACAAUAAGGGCUGCACGCCCCUAACUGUUGCUGCACAGUAUGGCCAGACUAUGCUUGCUGCCUAUUUGAUGGGGAAAGGUGCACAGAAACAACUUGUUGACAAAGACGGCGAUAAUGCUUUGCAUUGGGCAGCUUUCAAAGGUUACUCUGAGUUGAUGCGAUUGCUCAUUUACUCUGGUUUUUGUCCACGCCGCAAAGAUAACUAUGGCCAAACGCCACUUCAUUUGGCCUGUAUUAGUGGAAACCUUACAGCCGUUAAGGAGUUAUGUGAACAGGAUGGAGUUGAAGUCGAUCUCCCAGACAAAAAUGGCAAGACCCCCUUGAUGUUGGCUAUGGGCCGGAAACAUGAAGCUGUGAUAUCAUACUUAAAAAGAGAAUCAAAACAGAGAAAAAGCCUAUUUCCACGGUUUGAUUUUUGGUCCAUUUUGUUCGGCCCUCCUGGCAAUAGUAAAACUCCUAUGUUGUUCCUAGUGACAAGUGUUCUUUUUUGGGGAUACCCGAUGUAUGUGUUCAAGUGCUUACCACAGACAUUUUACGAGCUGCAAACUCUUCAUAUAAUAUUCAUUGGUGUCAAUGUAGUGAUGUGGAUAUGCCUGUUUCAUGCCAGUCGCACUGAGCCUGGUUUCUUGGAAAGGAAUGUCCCGGAAUACCACCAAGCUAUUAAACAGGUUGCACAUUUUGAUGAGUGGAAGCAGGGGAGCAACCCAUUGAGCCGUCUGUGUCACACAUGUCAAAUUGUCAAACCAAUGCGUGCAAAACACUGUAGAAUUUGUAACCGCUGUGUCCGAGAAUUUGAUCACCAUUGUCCAUACAUUUACAACUGUGUGGGUUAUACGAACAGGGUUUGGUUUUUUGGUUUUGCCAGUUCCAUUGCACUGAUGUGUGCCAUAACCGAUUACUUGUGUUACUACAUGCUUAAAUAUCAUGAAUGGAAUUGGCUUGUUGUCAUUGGCUUCUGUCAAUCUGGUAUCUUUACGUUUGUUGCUGGAGUCAUCCCCGUCAUGACAAUAAUCCAUGCUGCUAUGAACCUAACCACCAACGAAAGAAUAAACUACCGGCGCUGUUACUACCUUAAAGAUGGCAAGGGUAAUUUCUACAACCCGUACAACCAGGGAUUAAAAAACAAUAUUCUAGAAUUUCUUCAUUUAAGACAUCCACAGCGUCUGCAGGACCUGGAAAUUCUGAAUAUGGAUAUUGUAUGAAUGUGCUGUGAUGUACACUGCAAAGUAUAAUAAAUGCGUGGAUGUGUGUGUGUGAGUAUGUAUGUGUGCGUGUGUGCAUGUGCAAUGUUCCAGUGGAUUUAUAUGUAGCCAUGGGUACCUCUUACAUUCACAUAUAAGCCUACUUACAUGUCCCUGGAUGUUCUGCGUUUACUAUGGUUCCAACUUUCUGAUUGCAAAUUAAAUAUCUUAUAUAUCACUUGGUACGUCCGUGAUCAAGUAUAUGAAAGUACAGCCGGAGUUACAAAACAGAAGUGAGUUUGUAUGCAUAAGAAUAAAAUAUAUAUACAUACAUAUAUAUAUAUAUAUUUAUAUAUACAUGUCUGUGGAAGCAGUCGCUCUGUCCUUCAUACAUUUGUAUUGGAUAGGUGGGGAGGAACAACAAAAACACUAAUCGUUUUGUUGUGUCUUUAUUACAUGAUGUUGUAGUGGUAUGUAAUAGGUAAAGACCGCAGAGGUCACAGCUUUACAGUACUACCUCAUGUCAGUAGUAGAAAAGAUUGCCUACAGAAACUUCGGGUUGUUUCUGUAAUAAAUCGUUGCUUGAAUUUUCACUAUUGUCGCUACAAAUAUCCACCUGAUGAUGCUAAUAGUGAUAGUCAUAACAAUUUACCUUCCCUCCAGCUCUUGCACUAUGUUGUAUAUUAUGACAAUUCACUUGCUGGGAACUAUGACAAAUUACAAAUUCGGAGAUGCAAAGUAUUUUUCAUUUAGUUGGGUACAUUGAUUUAACAUGAAAAUUUUUCCUGUAUGUCUUUGCAAAUAUUUUGGAAGGAUGUUUUAAGCAUCUGAAAGAGUUAAUCACAAAUUAUUAUUAUUGUCCAUCAACGUUUUAAUUUAACCCUUCAGCAUUCAAAUUACUCUGUCAAAUGUAAUGCUUAUUUAUACACAUCGUUUUGAAAUAAUCAUGCAUUAUCUCAUAGCUUCAA
Molecule: messenger RNA, 3132 nt
Organism: Octopus sinensis (East Asian common octopus)
Lineage: Eukaryota; Metazoa; Mollusca; Cephalopoda; Octopoda; Octopodidae
Product: probable protein S-acyltransferase 23
Exons: 9
Coding region: 83-2185 (700 amino acids)
Biological process (GO): protein palmitoylation
Cellular component (GO): Golgi membrane
Molecular function (GO): protein binding; palmitoyltransferase activity
Source: RefSeq, a predicted model, not a curated record